CCGAGGUGUCAAACGGUCCGCUGAUCUACGAGGCCCUAGCUCCCAUAUUAGUAUCCUCUGCAAACCCCGUCCAGUAGUACUACAGUAUAUUGGCACCCAUCCCGCCUAGCAAAUCAAAGGAUCGUCAUCACACCAUGUUGGAUGCCAUGGCCUUCCUGCUCUCCUCCAUCGCUCGCCGGCUGAGGCUCCGCCGCCGGAACAAGAGGAUCACGUCCUCUUCGGGCAUUCCCCGCCCACCCUUCUUCUCCUGCGGCGGCGGCGGCGGCGACACCCUCAGCCCAUUCGUGAAGCCGAAGACGACGAGGAAGCUCAAGGGGCCGUCGAGCAAAAGAUUCGCGGAGCAUGGUCAGGACGGCCGCACGGUGGACGACGACGACGCCGGCGAGCCGUGCCUGUGGCGGCGAACGAUACUGCUCGGCCAGAGGUGCCAGCCUCUGGACUUCAGCGGGGCCAUACACUACGACAACGAUGGUCGGCGGCUCUGGCAUGCAAGGACGCCACCGCGGACUCCGCUACUGAGCCCCGACCGUUCUUUCGAAUUCGGGUACAUUGUUGAUAGGGCAUGAGACACCUUGCUACCAUGCAAAGAC
Molecule: messenger RNA, 590 nt
Organism: Hordeum vulgare subsp. vulgare (domesticated barley)
Lineage: Eukaryota; Viridiplantae; Streptophyta; Magnoliopsida; Poales; Poaceae
Exons: 1
Coding region: 135-566 (143 amino acids)
Source: RefSeq, a predicted model, not a curated record